Molecule: messenger RNA, 2383 nt
Organism: Lacerta agilis (Sand lizard)
Lineage: Eukaryota; Metazoa; Chordata; Lepidosauria; Squamata; Lacertidae
Gene: BCL6
Product: BCL6 transcription repressor
Exons: 10
Coding region: 194-2359 (721 amino acids)
Biological process (GO): negative regulation of transcription by RNA polymerase II; regulation of cytokine production; regulation of immune system process
Cellular component (GO): nucleus
Molecular function (GO): RNA polymerase II cis-regulatory region sequence-specific DNA binding; protein binding; DNA-binding transcription factor activity, RNA polymerase II-specific
Source: RefSeq, a predicted model, not a curated record
GGGAGUUCCAAAGUAGAGGCACUGUCACACUCAAACAUUGAGUGCUUACACGUGCAGAACAGAUGUGAUUUGGCACCUGGGGUGCCCGUUCUACUGAUUGAAGAGAUCAAGUGGGCACAUCUGGGAUGAAGCAAUCUCACAGGUCUGAAAGAAACCCUUCGACUGUGAAUUGAAGCAGGAGGACAGACCCAAGAUGGCUUCACCCGCAGACAGUUGCAUCCAGUUCACCCGACACGCGAGCGACGUCCUCCUCAAUCUCAACCGCCUCAGGAGCAGGGAUAUCCUGACGGACGUGGUGAUCAUCGUCAACCGGGAACAGUUCCGAGCCCACAAAACAGUCCUGAUGGCCUGCAGUGGCCUUUUCUACAGCAUUUUCACCGAUCAGCUGAAGUGCAAUUUGAACGUCAUCAACUUGGACCCAGAGAUCAACCCCGAAGGGUUCGGCAUCCUCCUUGAGUUCAUGUACACCUCCCGCCUCAACCUGCGGGAGAGCAACAUCAUGGCUGUCAUGACCACUGCUCUCUACCUGCAGAUGGAACACGUGGUAGAUACCUGCCGGAGGCUGGUCAACACCAGUGACACAGAGAUGAUGUCUGCCGUGAAGACUCAGCGGGAAGACUUUCUGGGCGGUCGCCUGGCCAGCCACCCGGAUAUGAUGGCAUACAGGAGCAGCAGGGAAGUCUCUGAAAACGGGCUGCCUCUCCGGAACGGGUCCAUCUGUGACGGAAGAGCCUUUGUCCCCGGCUUGUACAGCGGCCUUUCGGGCUCCCCCAUCUCCUACACUGGAUACAGCCCCAUGCCCGUCGGCGGGUACCUCUUCUCAGACGAUGAGCUGCGGGAAGCAAGGAUGCCCCUGCCGGACAUUCCCAGGGCCAACCCUUUCCCGAGGGAGCGGGCGCUGCCGUGCGGCGCAUCCCGGGCGGGCGCCGCAGAUUACGCCCGGAGCGUCGCCGAGGUGUCUCCCGGCAUGUGCCAAGCUGCCAUGUACUCCCCGAAGAAAGCUGCUGCCGAAGAGGUCAAAAGUGAUUUGCACUACAGCGGCCCCCCUGCCCCCAAGCCCGCCGCCCCGUUGGUAUCCCGCAACACCGCCUACUUCCCCUGCGACAAGGCAGGGAAGGAGGAGGAGAGGUCCCCCUCCGAAGACGACAUCAGCCAGCGCUUCGAGGCAAGCAACGCCCCCAUGAACCGCAAGGUCCUGGUCAGCCCCCAGAGCCCGCAGAAGUCAGACUGCCAGCCCAACUCGCCCACCGAGUCCAGCAGCAGCAAGAACGCCUGCAUCGGGCAGAGUCCUGGCGGGCCGCCGUCGGCCAAAAGCCCCACCGACCCCAAGGCUUGCAACUGGAAGAAGUACAAGUUCAUCGUUCUCAACUCGCUCAACCAGAGUGCCAAGCCGGACGGGCCUGAGCAGGGCGAGGCGGGGACCCUCUCCCCCCGCGCCUAUGCCCCCUCCCUGACCUGCCAGCAGUCGAUGGAGCUGGAGAGCCUGGAUGUUCAGUCCCCCACCAAGAUGAGCGUCAACGGAGAGGACUCGACAAUCCCUCAGGCCAGCAGGCUGAACAACAUCGUCAACAGGUCUCUGGAUGGGUCUCCUCGGGGCAGCGAGGACCAGUCGCCUUUGUACCUGCAUUCUUCCAAGUGCAGCUCCUGCGGUUCGCAAUCCCCCCAGCAUUCUGAGAUGUGCCUUCAUACCCCCGGCUCACACUUCGGAGAAGAGAUGGGAGAGACGCAAUCGGAAUACUCCGACUCCAGCUGUGAGAACGGAACCUUUUUCUGCAACGAGUGCCACUGCCGCUUUUCGGAAGAGGCGUCGCUGAAGAGACACUCCCUCCAAAUGCACAGCGACAAGCCCUACAAGUGCGACCGUUGCCAGGCCUCCUUCCGCUACAAAGGGAACCUUGCCAGUCAUAAAACUGUGCACACAGGCUCCGUUCUGUUUGUCGAGACAGGCGAGAAGCCGUAUCGCUGCAGCAUCUGCGGGGCCCAGUUCAACCGGCCGGCCAACCUGAAGACCCACACGCGAAUCCACUCGGGAGAGAAGCCCUACAAGUGCGAGACCUGUGGGGCGAGGUUUGUCCAGGUAGCACACCUGAGAGCUCAUGUGCUGAUACACACCGGCGAGAAGCCCUACCCGUGCGAAAUCUGUGGGACCCGCUUCCGGCAUCUGCAGACGCUCAAGAGUCACCUGCGAAUCCACACUGGGGAAAAGCCCUACCAUUGUGAAAAGUGCAACCUGCACUUCCGCCACAAAAGCCAGCUGCGCCUCCACCUGCGCCAGAAGCACGGCGCCAUCACCAACACCAAGGUGCAGUACCGCGUCUCGACAGUGGAAGGCGCCGCCGAGCUCCCGAAGGCUUGCUGAAAGAAGGACCUGUUUCUCGACAAA